Messenger RNA from Solenopsis invicta (red fire ant), 2019 nucleotides. RefSeq names its product probable cytochrome P450 6a14. The transcript is spliced from 7 exons. NCBI's taxonomy places the organism in Eukaryota, Metazoa, Arthropoda, Insecta, Hymenoptera, Formicidae. Gene Ontology annotation, molecular function: heme binding; iron ion binding; oxidoreductase activity, acting on paired donors, with incorporation or reduction of molecular oxygen. The record is from RefSeq and is a predicted model, not a curated record. Bases 267 to 1790 code for a protein of 507 amino acids.
GCAAUAAGGCGAUGAGUGUUAAUUAAAUAAACUGAUUUAAAUAUCAAUCGAUCAGACGUUAACGUCAAGCAAGUGCGGUUUAUAGCGCCAACUCAUCAAUGAGAAAUUAACUCUUCGAUUCAUGUCGAGUCACGCAUGUGCUGCGUCGUCACAACAAUACCGAUCUCGUACUUUGUUCUCAAGAUUAAGCUUUAACCACAGUCAAUAAUUGAUUAUAUAUAUAUAUAUAAUCGAAUAAUCGGCUGAAGGCUCAACAGUAAUUCGAGAUGGUGCUUGCGGAAUUAAUUGCGGCUUUUAUCGUUAUCUUGAGUAGUGUGUACAUUUAUUAUAAAUAUGUAAUAUUUAAUUUCUGGCGGAAGAGAGGUGUCUUUUAUAUCGAGCCCGUAGUACCAGUUGGAAAUGUAACACCUCUCGUAACUGGGAAAGCGCAAGUAGGAGUAUUCUUCCAUGAUGUCUAUCUGAAAUAUAAAGAACAUCGUGCUUUUGGAAUGUACACUUUUUUCAAACCAAAUUUGAUAAUAGCCGAUCUCGAUCUUAUACAAACGGUGAUGACAAAGGAAUUCAAAUCUUUUCAUGAUCGUGGAAUAUAUUAUAACGAAAAGAUUGAUCCAUUAACCGGCAAUUUAUUUCUUAUGCCUGGAAAAAGAUGGCGAAAUAUGCGCGUUAAGUUAACACCCACAUUUACUUCAGGUAAAAUGAAGCAAAUGUUUGUUAUAUUGAAAGAGUGUGGUGAUGAACUCGCAAAGCAUCUAGAGCGUAACGCUGAAAUAGGAGAUACCAUCGAAAUUAAAGAUAUAUUAGCAAGAUAUACAACAGAUGUUAUUAUGUCAACGGCUUUUGGUAUCAAAUCAAACUGCAUUAAGGAACCAAAUAAUGAGUAUCGUAUCCAAGGAAAAAGAAUUACGAAUAUAAAUUCUAUAAAGCUCGCCAUGGCAAUCUUUGCGCCACAAAUCAUGACCUUUUUUUCUAUUCCCUUCAUGCCACAAUCUGUCACUGACUUUUAUAUAAAAAUGUUUCGAGAGACUGUGGAAUAUAGGCAAGCUAAUCAUAUCGUCAGACCUGACUUUAUGAACUUGCUCAUACAACUCAUGGAGAGAGGCUACGUUGAUCCUGAAGAUGCCAAAAAUACGUCCAACGAAUCAUCAACUGUAAAUAAACUUACCAUGGUAGAAGCUACUGCGCAAAGUUUUGUCUUCUUCGCAGCUGGUUUCGAAACUUCCUCAUCCGCGGCAACAUUCGUUUUAUACGAAUUAGCACAACAUCAAGAUAUACAAGAGAAAGUUCACAAUGAAAUCGAUGAAAUAUUGAAAAAGCAUAAUAAUCUAACCUACGACGCUAUAACCGACAUGACAUACCUUCACAAAGUAAUAAAUGAAGCUUUAAGAUUAUAUCCACCUGUCCCAAUUUUGAAUCGAAUCUGCACUGAGGAAAUAGACUUGCCGACUGUAAACAUUCGCGUGCCAAAAGGAACGUUAAUAACAAUACCGAUGCUUGGGCUGCAUCGAGAUCCGUCAAUAUAUCCAGACCCAAAUAAAUUUGAUCCUGAGCGCUUCAACGCCAACGAAAUAAAGAAAAGGCAUCAUUACGCUUAUAUGCCAUUCGGGGAAGGUCCCCGAAAUUGCAUUGGUAUGAGAUUUGGCCUUUUACAAACAAAAAUUGGGCUCGUGAGCCUUCUGUCAAAAUAUAAAUUUAAACUUCAUUCUCAGACCCCGGUCCCGCUUACUUACAGUGAAAGAUCUCCGACUCUCAUACCGAAAAGUGGUGUGCAUCUUAUUAUCGAGAAGCGAUAAAAUUAUUUUCUUCUUGAUUAAGAAUUACCUCUUUUAAUUUAUAUAAUACGAAGAAUGUAAACAUGCAUAUGUCAAAAGUAAAGAUUAGACCAUAAGACGAAUCUAUUUAAUAUAUUCUAUUAUUUUGCGUUACUAACUUUUGUUCUUAGUAUUUUUUAUUAUGACGGUUUAUUUCUUGUUAAUACUGCAUGAUGUAUUAUAAGUAAAAUUAUUAAUAAUUACAUAUAUU